Opisthorchis viverrini is the source of this 4480-nucleotide messenger RNA. RefSeq lists its product as hypothetical. Gene Ontology annotation, biological process: microtubule polymerization; mitotic spindle organization; establishment or maintenance of microtubule cytoskeleton polarity. Lineage: Eukaryota; Metazoa; Platyhelminthes; Trematoda; Opisthorchiida; Opisthorchiidae. The coding region runs from base 1 to 4233 and encodes 1410 amino acids. The record is from RefSeq and is a predicted model, not a curated record. Gene Ontology annotation, cellular component: spindle pole body; spindle pole; kinetochore. The transcript has 20 exons. Gene Ontology annotation, molecular function: microtubule plus-end binding; microtubule plus end polymerase activity.
AUGAAGGCAACUGUUUAUCCUUGUAAUGUACUACUCAUAAGGUUGUUGAAAAUCCGUCGACAGCCCACGACCGGUUUCGCCCUUUUUGGGGCUCAUCAGAUGUCACUGGAACCGGCGGUUACCGUCCUAAUGAAUGGACUCUCUAAUCCCUCUCCAAGCGUCCAGGCAACAUGCGCUGAUGUGCUCACACAUGCCCUAGUAACCCGUAGUUCUCCUCUUAAUGAGUUCGAGUCAAUCGUCUCGACACAACGUCCUCGACACGUCAAACCUCUGUUGGCGCCCUUGCGGACCCUCUCACAGCAUCGCUCUGUAGAAUGUCGGGAGGCUAGCUUUCAAGCAUUUGCUGCUGUCCGUUUGUUCCUGGAUUCCAAUCCCGGUCAGUUUACUUCACUCACAGAAGGCCACUUGGAUGGACAACGUUGUCUCAAAGUGGAGUUGGCCUACGAUCUGCUCAAGACCGAUAUGCAAAAGCGGAUUUCCACUGCCGAGCAAAAACCACAACAAAAUGCCACCGAUCGAACAGGGAAUAAGAAAAGAAGCAGGGACAGCUCGUCUUCGUCAGGCGAUGAGGUUGCUGUACAACCACCUGCAGCCGGAACUCGACGGAAGCAGAAACAGAAAGAUGCGUUAUUUCCCACGCCGAUGCGCACCGAAUCCAAACAGACCAAAACAGCGAGGCCAGCGAAACAGAAACAGAAGCAGCGGCAGGAAUCUAACCCACCAGGAACCGAGGAUUAUCAGACUUUAGAACAAGCCAGGGAUGGCUUAGCCAACUAUUUCGCCGGCAUGUCGCUGGAACAGCUGACGGACACGAAUUGGAAAUUACGCCUGGCCGCCACGGAGGUCGUCAAGACCAAAUUCGAUUCUGAUCCUCCUUCGGGCGAAACAGCGAUCCGACUUCUGUAUUUCUUCGUUCACAGCAACCGUUUAAACGACAUCAAUUUGCAGGUACGUAACGUAUCCUUGGAAAUAGUUUCCCAUGUGCUGAAACGUCUACAGAUGCUAGGCCAAGUCCUGUCCGACCGUUUGUUUCACCUGAUUUGUGACGCUACGAUUCCCAAUUUGAACAAAAGCCGUAAACUGGCCCAAGAAAUACUCGAUCUCCUGUUCAGAAUGACUUCUACAGAUGUCGUAUUGGCUCAAAUGCUACCGAUUCUAUUUGGAAUAACCGUACCGACUGUGCUUGCAACGUCUCUUGAAUGGAUGGCUUCCGUUGUCACUAGAGCACGGACACAGGCCAAACGAAGGCAUGCCCUGAUUGGUCAGAAUGCCAGCCAAUCCGAGUCAAGCACCUCUGACUUGAAGCUUCUCGCCCUCUCACGGAGGUUCUGGCACGACCUUUAUUUACACCUUGGAUGUCGGGAGCCAGGACAGCACUCUAACCGUUCAACCGUGAUAUUCUAUCGGUGCGUAGCUGCCCAGCAACACGAAGGAUACAUGAGGACGGAGAUACAGCCAAGUAGCCAAAACUUGGACAGGAACUGUCGAGAAGCCAAGGUUGGUUUCGAACCUCAAGUUUUCUUAUCAGUUGCUUCGCGCCUCAAUCGGUUCAGAAUAGACGAUAUCCUACCUUUGAUCAAGCAUGGACUGGCCUCAGCUAACCCUGGCGUUCGCAACGCGGCUGUUCAUCUGGCUGGUAAAUUCUACGUGUCUUUGGGUCCCGAUGGUGGCCGACUCCGCACGUUGUUCUCCGAUGAGAAGCCUGUUAUGUUAGCCCGACUGCAAACCGAGUUCACACGCUGUGAAGCCGAGGCUGAUAACGAUACCACCAGUUCCGAUACCUCGGAACGAAACCGAUGUUCACAGUCAGAGCCAAAAAAGUUGUCGAUCAAUACAACGUUUGCAGCCGUGGCAGGACCUGGUCCACAGACCAAUGUUCGAGAGUCCGUAUCAUCAUCUCCCACCAAUGAGGACGAUUCCAUAGGCGGAACACCCAUACGUGGCGUUAUCAAUCCUGUUGCUCGACAAGAACAACCAGUCAACACGCAAACUUUGUUUCUUGUGCGACCUGGCCAAAUGGACACGUUGUUGGAAAUGAAACAAACUCGACUGACCAACUUAACAAAGAUGACUUGCAUUGACCUCGGCAACUUGCACGCUUUGUUUGUGGCUGCGAACGCCAACUCCCAACUGGUUGGCUGUAUGUUCGCACCGGACGUAGAUUCUCGCCUGGAGGCGUUGGAUCGUUUGAUCACAAAUCUAGACCAUUCUUCGCAUGAGCCAUCCGAUCCUUCGGCUCUGCUAUUGACAUAUGUUUAUUUUGACUUGUUCUUAGCCUGGACGGUUGGUGGCUGCUUUGCGUUUGGAUCUAGUUCUGAACUUCAGCCGGGUUGCGGGACGCCGGCCGUGUCCGAUCUUGAAGCACUCAUCACUCGAGGUUUGCAUUACCUUACUGCUGCCAUCGUGCGGUUUGCUCAAGCCAACUUCAAACUGAGUAACCAAGAGGCUAGUCUGCUGCUGCACGCACUACUAUCCGAACAGUCUCCCAGUCUUCGGUGCACUCGCCUACAUCGAUCCAUCGAAUCACAGCUCAGCAAUGCCAUCUCUGAUCUAAUUCGACUGCUUCGCCAGGUCCAUCCAGCCAGCUUGUUAAUGGAUCAUAUUGCUGCACUUUUACAUAAGUGUAGCAGUGUUUCCGAACGACAAAACUGUUUGCAGGAACUCACGAGUCUCGUUCCCCGUUACGGAGACGUUCAAAAGUCAAUUGGAAACUUGGGUUUCACAUCCAAGCUGGUGGCACAGCAAAUUGCCAAUUCCAAUCCGGGCGUUCGUCGUGCUGCUCUGGACUUCUUGCUUCUGGUUCAUGGACUGCUUGGGAAUAACUUAUGGGAACAAAUUGGUCCACUACAACCAAACGACAAGAAACUUCUCGAGCAACACUUGAAAGUUCAAGUGGGCACGAUCGAAAUGAUUCCACCGUGUACAACUGAUGCACCGUUUGUAGGGAUGAAUACGGCAUUGCUGGAGUCUGAGGCGAUACCUCCGGACAGCGUCAAAAAAACCUGCUCUCGUCGGAUUCCAAGUCCACCUCCGGCGCAUGUGUCUCCCGCGGCCCUUGGAAUUCUCAUCCCGUUGUUGCGGGACCGUGAUGGAGUCGGCACCACCGAAAUGACCAAAUUGGCCGCUUCCAAGAAACUAGACUGUGCGCUUGGUUCUUUGAUCGGCCAACUGGAACUGACAGAUUAUCCGGACCCGCCGGAACAAUCCAAGGCGCACAGUGGUGACGAUCAGGACGACACUCGUGUGCUCAGCAGUGUCAUUUUGGGUGCCUUGGUCGAUCUGGAGACGAUAGUCGUGGAUCCCAGAACCUGCGAUCUCUUGAUCCCGUACAUGAACUCCAUCAUACGUCGUCUGGCCAUUCUUCUCCGAACUCUCGCGCGAACGACGUGCAUUUCAGCGAUGCAUGCUGUGUUUACAAACAGCCUAGCCGGGGCACUUGUUGUGUUAUUCAAGCAACCAUUUUUGACUCGUGAGGUCAACGUCGAUAGCCUCGUGUACCUAUUGGCUGGGCUAUUCCAAUUGGCUGAAAGUUCUCAGUUGGAGCACGAUAAACCUGGAUACUGCAAUCCACGCCGAGCGGUGCUUCUUCGCCUGGUCUACUUUAUCCUCAAAGUGGUUGACCCAACCACGGCGUGCAGCGCGCUACUCCGUCUACUUUCAAUGUGCUGUUUUCAAUCCGACUGCUGUCGGGUUGCGUCGUCCACAGCACCAUCUCGGCGCACGUCCACUCGUCGCUCAUCGACGGCCGGGCAAUCUGAUGUGGAACUGCUGAUAAAAGAUCUUUCCUCAUGGCCCCGGAUUUGGCGGCUCGUGGUAGCCCAACUUUGGCAAAGGAUCGACAGUCUUGACGAAGAUGCUACUCGGGUUGACUAUGAAACACUCGCCCCCCUGUUGAGUCGCAUAUUUACAUCCGUCAUGGAUUCUUCGUCCGAUAAGACUGAGAAGGCCAGAAGUCGUCGAAAGUCUCACCCACCACCCUCUGGCCUACCUCGUUACGUACAGCGCUGCGUUCUGCACUUACUGGUCACUCUUUAUGCGUAUGCUGGACCCAAGUUCCUUGAACUGGUAAAGAACUCCGAAGCAAAGAAUUCCGGUCGCCUAGUCUCAUUCCUGAUGGAACUUGGUGAACUCAUGCCAAAUGCUCCCUAUCCGCCUGGCCUAUCAGGAGUAGUUAGACGGAUGCUCCAAUUGCCUGAUAUUUCGCCCGAUUCGCAAAAACAUAACGUCCAGUAACAACAGCCUUUCUUACCCGAUCUACUUUGAUGUUCUAUUUUUGUCUCUGAUUUUAUAUCCAUUUCUUCUACAAAAAAUGUCUGCUUUCUCUUUGGACCUGUCCUGCGGCCGUAUUCGACACAAACCAGAGUGUGUAGUGGCCAGAUAAACAGAUUAAAAAUGCUGAUGUAUUCAACCGAGAUCAAGCUUCGUGUUCCUUUUUUGCUGACUAUUGUUCUCUCUCCCGAGAGAAUCUAUUCAAGAGAUC